AUGUCCUCAAUCCUCGCCUCAAACCCUAUCCUCGUCAACAUUGGCACCCACUCUCUGGCGCUCUAUGCCCACGGCCCAGAACCAAGCAACACCAAAGAACCCGUCGUCCUAUUUAUCUCCGGCGUUGCAUGCUCCAGCCUCAACUGGGCAGCCGUGGUCCGGCUUCUUCCUCCAUCGCUGCGAAGCUACACUUAUGACCGUUCUGGGUUCCGCAAUUCCGAGCUCUCGCCUCUCGAGCCCACAGCCGAGAACGUUGCUCUGGAGCUUUCGCUAUUGGUCAAGAACGCUCCUAUAGAAAACCCUCUGAUUCUCGUGGGUCAUUCAUGGGCUGGCGUGCUUAUCAGUGAGUUUAUCGCCCUCACAGGCAAUGGUCCGCAUAUCGCUGGCCUGGUGCUCGUCGACGCCAACCACGAGACCGCACCAUUGGUUCUAGACGUAAAUGAUCCAAAUCUUUUGGCCAUUUCUGAAGGUCUCGAUUACUAUUCCGGCAUUGGUGUUGCGGCUGAACACAAAUUGACGCAGGAAGAAUGGGAUGCAUUGCAAAGCGACCAAUCAACGGAAAAGUAUAAAUUGACUGCGUACAAGGAGGAUGAAGAGCAGUACAUACCAAGCUUUGAGACACUACGGAAGAAAGGAUUGAGCAAGAAGCAGCCAAUAGUUGGAGACAAACCGGUGUUUGUUAUUGGCAGCUUGCGGAGUAGGGAUUGGACUGGGCUGUACAACGCGGGUGUAGAAAGAGGCAAUGGCACUGAAGAACAGAGGAGUCUCGUUAGAGAGUUGAUCAGGACGGCCGAUGAGAAGAGUGAGAGUUUAAUGAAGGAGUGGUUGAAGAUUUCGACAAGGAGCACGCUUGUGUUUGCCCGCGAGAGUGGGCAUUUUAUUCAGUUCACUCAGCCGGAUGUUGUUGUUGAUGGAGUGAAGUGGGUUCUGGAUCAAUCGAAAACAUCUUAG
This is a messenger RNA of Talaromyces amestolkiae, 951 nucleotides long. RefSeq lists its product as uncharacterized. The transcript has a single exon. Lineage: Eukaryota; Fungi; Ascomycota; Eurotiomycetes; Eurotiales; Trichocomaceae. The record is from RefSeq and is a predicted model, not a curated record. The coding region runs from base 1 to 951 and encodes 316 amino acids.